This is a messenger RNA of Cherax quadricarinatus, 1381 nucleotides long. Lineage: Eukaryota; Metazoa; Arthropoda; Malacostraca; Decapoda; Parastacidae. The record is from RefSeq and is a predicted model, not a curated record.
GGCCCGCUACUUCAGAUGGACAUAUCUAUGUGGUCCUUGUAGUUACUGUGUUGGAGGAAGAUGUGUUGGAGGAAGAUGUGGUGUUGGAGGAAGUGGUGCUGGUGUUAGCAUUGCGGUAAACUAGUCUGAAAAGUAGGAUAAGGAUGAAGAGGAAGCCUAGAGGAGGCGUGGAGGAGGCGUGGAGGAGGCGUGGAGGAGGCGUGGAGGAGGCGUGGAGGAGGCGUGGAGGAGGCGUGGAGGAGGCGUGGGAGGCGUGGAGAAGGUGUGGAGCAGGAGGCGUAGAGAAGGCGUGGAUACGUGGAGGAGGCGUGGAAGAAGCGUGGAGGUGGAGGCGUGUAGAAGGAGGCGUGGAGGAGGAGGUGGUUCGCGGUUGGAGGCGUGGCUAGGGGUGGAGAAAUGGUAGUGGAGGAGGAGGCAGCAGCAGCAGCAGCAGCAGGCAGCAGGAGGCAGCAGCAGGCAGUUGGUGGAGCAGUGUCGGGAGUGCCUCCGUCCGCACCGGUCCAGCGCUGCCGCUCCGUCCGCGCACAGUGCCAAGUGUCCGAGCCUUCACUGCCAGCAUGCUGGGUCAGUGAGUGAGUGUAAGUGCCACCCAGCCAGUUACCAGUGCUAAGUGUCGCAACCAUGGCUAGCCAGGGGUGCUUUAGCCUCCUGACGGUGGUGCUUUUUGCCACUCGAGCCGUGUUUGGCUUCCUCCUGGAGGGUUCGCCAACCUCCUUCGCCCAGUUCCCUCGCUGGAUGCCAGGAGCCAAUGGCUCUCUGGAAUUUGAGUUCCUAACUCGCGAAGCCAAUGGCCUCCUUCUGUAUACAGAUGACGGGGGCUCUUAUGAGUUUUUCGAAUUAAAACUGGUGGAGGGGGCGGUGCGCCUGCACUACAACAUGGGAGGGGGCGCACGGCUUUUAACGGUGGGGCGCGGUCUGAACGACGGUAUCUGGCACCGGGUCAAGGUAUCGCGCCGACACGACCGAACCCACCUCACGGUGGACGGUGUGACCGAAACCCGACUGAUCAAGGCCCUAAACCACGACUUCGGAUCCCCAGACACCAACUCCUUCGUGUACCUGGGCGGCUUGCCCCUCCUGGUCACCAGGCAGGUCGGCUCAAGACUCACGCUUCCCGUGGUCACCUUGGAACCUCGUUUCGCUGGUCAGUUUCGCGAACUGGUGUACACCACGGCUGAUGGGACCUCCCGCACUCAGAACAUGAUCGCUAGUCAGGUAAGAGGCAUUCUCUAUCACUUCUUGGGACCACAUAACUGUUAGUCAAGAAGCAAUAUUUAUAUCUUCUUGGGACUAUACAAUUGGUAUUCAAGAAAUAUUCUUUAUCUCCCUCUGGGACCAAAUUAUUGCUAGUCAAGACGCAUUCUUCUUGGGAUCAUAUAAU